UUUUUUUUUGUCAGAUUUAUCACACCCACUGGAAGACCCACGUGCAUUAGCAGAAUUGGGACCUUCUUUCUUAAAAUUGGAAUCGAGCCCGCUGGCCAGCACUGAAUGAAGGAGCCUAGACCUGGUGAUAAAGUAGGAAAUGCCCAGCUCCACUGUAAUGGCAAUUGGAGCUCUCUCCAGUUCUCUUAUUGUAACUUGUUGCUUAAUGGUUGCCCUGUGCAACCCAACUAUAUAUGUACAAAACAUUACACAAACGGAUCAGCAGCAAAUGAAAAACAGCCAAGACAAAAAGGAGCACGUGGUUCAUGGCAGUCAAAACCAAACACAUCCGGGUAAAUUAAAUGAAAGCAAAAUAGUGAAAGAAGAAACAAUGAAAGAGUGGAAAAAUAAAAUUAACAAAACUAUUAUAGGCAAGGAUGUUUUAAGUAGACAAAAACAGACUCUGAAUACGCAGACGUUGGGUAGUAAAUUAGUUAAUACAAUACAAAUACAAUCAGAUGCUGUGCAAGAUCAGCCUGUGGAGGAUUUAUCAAUUUUGGAUCCUGUCAGUACACCUGAAGCUCCAGAGGAAUAUGCCUAUCCAGACUAUCGGGGUAAAGGCUGUGUGGAUGAGAGUGGAUUUGUGUAUGCUAUUGGGGAAAAAUUUACACCUGGCCCUUCAGCUUGUCCAUGUCAUUGUACAGAGGAGGGACCACUUUGCAUUCAACCAGAGUGCCCUAGGCUGCACCCACGCUGUAUUCAAGUUGACAACAGCCAGUGCUGCCCACAGUGCAAAGAAAAGAAGAAUUACUGUGAAUUUCGAGGAAAAACAUAUCAGUCCUUGGAAGAAUUUAUGGUUUCUCCAUGUGAGAAAUGUCGCUGUGACUCCAAUGGUGAAGUUAUGUGCACUGUGUCAGCAUGCCCUCAGACCGAGUGUGUGGAUCCUGUGUAUGAGCCAGAGCAAUGCUGCCCUAUUAGUAGAAACGGACCAAACUGCUUUGCAGAGACUUCUGUAAUCCCAGCAGGAAGAGAAAUAAAGACAGAUGAUUGCACUAUAUGCCACUGUACCUAUGAAGAAGGCACCUGGAGAAUUGAACGACAAGCAUUGUGCACUAGACAUGAAUGCAAACAGAUAUAAUAAACUUUAAAAGAAAAGAAUAACUCAGAGGCAUCAAUGGACUUAUAGCAACGGACAAUCUGAAAGGAACACGUGGGAAAUUUACAUGGAAGAAACUGUUCCUCCUACUGUAUUUCUUUUUCAUAAAAUGUAAUAUAUAAUAAUUUUGACAAAAAUAAGAUCUAGAUUUCUGUCUGAAAAAAAUGUGUAUUUUUCACGGUAAAUACUUAAUUAACAAUAUUCUAUGUAUCUACACAUCAUUGCAGACCAUGAAAAUAAA
Molecule: messenger RNA, 1376 nt
Organism: Nanorana parkeri
Lineage: Eukaryota; Metazoa; Chordata; Amphibia; Anura; Dicroglossidae
Gene: VWC2
Product: von Willebrand factor C domain containing 2
Exons: 6
Coding region: 140-1117 (325 amino acids)
Biological process (GO): negative regulation of BMP signaling pathway
Cellular component (GO): AMPA glutamate receptor complex
Molecular function (GO): protein binding
Source: RefSeq, a predicted model, not a curated record